Diatraea saccharalis (sugarcane borer) is the source of this 1784-nucleotide messenger RNA. The record is from the annotation of a GenBank genome assembly. Lineage: Eukaryota; Metazoa; Arthropoda; Insecta; Lepidoptera; Crambidae.
AUAAUUUACAAAACGUAUAGAAGAGUUUGUUUGAGUUCGUUUACUUUCGUGAUUUUGGCUUUGUUUCAUAUUAGAUUUUGAUCUAAUAUUGUUCAAUAUGUCGUCAGUUUGUUGUGGAACUAAAAAACAGAAGCUUAAUAACUCAUACAGUAAUAGUAUAGAACGACCUUUGAAUGGUUACCAAGAGACUGUAGCUAUUCCUGAUAUGUGUUACUUUUGUUUCGAUGUUUUGUAUUGUCAGCUACACAGUAUGGAUCCUCCACAAACGCCAAAUUUCACUAACGAGGCAUUCCCUUUAUUUGUAACCUGGAAAAUUGGGAAGGAGGAUCGAUUGCGAGGUUGCAUUGGUACAUUCAAUGCAAUGCAUUUGCAUUCAGGUCUUAGAGAGUAUGCAAUAACCAGUGCUCUGAAAGACUCGCGGUUUUCACCCAUAACACGCGAAGAGGUGCCGCGGCUGACGGUGUCUGUGUCGAUACUGCAGCACUUUGAAGAGGCGGAGCACUACCUAGACUGGAAGCUGGGCAAGCACGGCAUCCGCAUUGAGUUCAUCAGUGAACGUGGCACUAAGCGCACAGCAACCUACUUACCUCAUGUUGCUACUGAGCAAGGAUGGGACCAAAUCCAAACGAUCGACUCGCUCUUACGCAAGGGCGGUUAUAAAGCUGCGAUCACGAUGGAGUUGAGACGCAGCAUCAAGUUGACCCGUUACCAAUCCGAGGUAGUGAGCGCGUCCUACGGCGAGUACCUGAGCGCGCGCUGCUAGCACGCGGCCCCCCCCUCGCUCCACCACAAUCUAAGACUUGUAUAUCACCGUAUACCUUAUCCGUACGAUCGUGUUAGUGGUAACCUAGCUUCUAAGCGUACGUGUGACGGACGACCUUAUGUAUAUAGACAGAUUAGACAGACGCAGAAUUAUGCUCGAGGUGUGCGCUCGGCGAGCGGAAGGUCAACCUUUUUAGAAAUCCUUUAAUAGAUCUGAACACUGCCUGAAUGAAAAACACAUUCCUCCCAGAGAAUGGUGCCAUCCUUGGAUGAAUGCCGUGCUUAUGAUAAUAUUAGAAAGCGAUUCAUAUUGAUACCGUAUGUUUAAAUUUAGAAGAAAAAUAAAUAGUGAUUUUCGAUAGAUUCAAGUUUGACCGUUCGCGGAACUAGUUAACACCUUCGAAAAAAAUUCUCGAUUCGGACUAUAUGAGACGCGACUGUUAUAUCUACGGUUGUAAUGGUUGAAAUAAUGCAGGUUUAUUAUGAUUAUGAAGAAUGUUUCGUAGAAGUUCGUUUUUUUAUGUUUUGUGAAUCAAAAGAGAAAGAUUAGGGACACUAGAGUAGAAAUCAUAUUUUUAUGUAAGAAAAAUAAUUGAUACAAAUGUUUCACUAUCAUAAUCAUACGCUGUAUUUUCUUCAUUCCGACCGUGGCUAAAAUGGAGCCCUACAUAUAUAACUUUAAAGUUUGUAUUUGUUUAUAAUUCUGGAGAUGGGGACUUUGUACAAUGUCAAGACGAUAUGUUUAAGUGUGACAAUGGAAUUUCGGAGAAGGCAAUGGUCACGCUCGACCGAUGCGUCCAUUACGCUAUUAAAAGUUAAAGUACGUGUUUAUAAAUAGGAGCUCAUGAUUGUUUCGUUUGAUAUUUAACUAAAAAUAAUGAAAAGAUCUCUAAAAGAUGAUGAUUUAUCGAGGAACUGACAUUACUUAAAUCAAUAUUGAAAAAAAAAGCUAUAGGUGCAAUUCCCAUUUUCAUUACUGUUAAGGAGAUAAAAAUGUAAAAUAUUACUUUUAUUCAUAUGUC